GUGGGGUGACGUGAUAGUGGGGGUGACGUGACGUGUAGUGGGGGUGGUGAGGCGAGUGGCCCACAUCGCUGGCCCCGUGCCGGCCCAGUGGAGCUAAUAGAAAGAGGCUGCGCCUGCUCCGCCUGCGGCCUUGCGUGCUGGGGAGGUUUCUCCUCGCUCGCUCGCUCGCGAUAACCCCGCGAGUAAUCGUUAACAGUUUUUCAUUGGGAUGGAGAAUCCAGGAGGCAUCGAUGCAGGAAAGGUCGCUCGUAGGCUGGAGAGAGAGAUGCUGGAGGUGUCUGACAAGUCCUCUGGGCCAGGCGAGGAGCAACCGGAGAUUUCUCCGGAGCAACACCCUUCGUACGGCGCUCCUCGCUACAGCGCUAUUUUCUCCUGCCUUGUGACCAUCUCUCUCAUCGCCCUCAUGAUCAGGGCAUCGCUCGUUUCUGCCAGUGCAGAUGCUGAUCCGGGAGACACAGACAACAUGGGCUCUUCAGUAAUUCUAAGCAUCUUGGGUCUAUGUUGUCCUUUCCUCCUGCCACUGGUGACUGGAUUGUCCUGCUGCUGUUUCUCCUGGUCUCUGGCUUACUUUGACUCAUUUGAGCCAGGAAUGUUCCCUCCAACGCCACUAUCCCCAGCUCGGUUGCGCAAGAUGACGGGUCAUUCAUUUCACAUGGCCUACAGCAUGGCCAUUCUCAAUGGAGUCACCAUGUUCCUGAUGACUAUAUGGUGGCUUAUUUAGGAGCUCGAGUCGACUCCCAAUGCCUUGGCGCUUGAUGCCCUGGGGAGUGAGCGCGAAAUGUGUCGGUGUUUGUCUUCCUCUGUAUCCCACUGCCGGGAUUUAUUACAGCUUUCGGAAAGUAUAUCCUUUUCGCUCUCUGGUGCGUUUUCGGGUUGUGAUGUCUGACGCUUCGCUCCACUUAUUUCAGGAACUGAACUCCCACCACAUAGAGCGAAAUGUUGAACGUUACACAGAACCACACGUGGAUCAACACAAACAGCACAUCGGAGAGCUGUACAGCAUAACUGAGAAAACCCUACGCAGUGGACCUCUUUGCUGCACUUGUAUGGGAAUGCGUAUUACCUUCAAAAGUCACGGCACAGCUAAAGUUAAUUAUAUGGUGACAUUAACGCAUAAGGAGAAUAUGCAUGAAUGAUUUAAUGCCAGUAAGAUCCCCGAAGCACAAAUGCCAUGGUUUCAUUGGCUUCUACAGAUUAACCAUACUUUUUGCAGAGACUAAAAUCCUCUAGUUUGUUUCAACAUUUCUGUUAAAUCAAUUUGAGAAUAUUAAACAUUUUAAAGGAAUGCUAUUAUCUUAUAUUGUCUUGGUUGCAGUCCGGUGGUGAAUAAUAAUUUCUCCAAAAUUUUUGUAUGAAACAGAUCUUUACAUCUCAUCAGAUUCCUCCAAUAUAAAUACAUAUUCUGAUUGAGUUUUUAUGCAUAUUCCAUGUUUGAUGUUCAGUUAUUGCAUGCACUUUUUUAAACAUUUUACAUAUGUGAUUAUCCAGAAGUGAGAAAUGUGUGCUGUUUAAAAGCACAUUCCAUAUGUGCACGCCACAGGAGUCAUUUGUGCUGAUGAUUGACCCACAUUAAUUGUUUCAGUUUUUAGUUUCAUUUAUUCGGUAUAGCCCUGUGAGCCAUGCGGCUCUUGACUCGGGUGCAACCACAACAAACAAAAACAUGAACAAGAAAACAUCUUAAAGUGACUACACGCAACAGUAAAAUCCAGGAAAAAACAGCAAAGUCUUCAGGAAAAAACACCAUAUUUCAAUGCUGUGUGCAAAAAUCCCAGUGGGAUGCAAGUCAAAUAACAACCAUAAGACAAUUUAGAUUAAAGUUAUCAGGCUAACUCUGUACUACAACAAACAAACAUGGCUUAACCAAAACGUUUUCAAAAUC
Petromyzon marinus (sea lamprey) is the source of this 1879-nucleotide messenger RNA. It is a transcript of the gene ARL6IP6, whose product is annotated as ARF like GTPase 6 interacting protein 6. Lineage: Eukaryota; Metazoa; Chordata; Hyperoartia; Petromyzontiformes; Petromyzontidae. The record is from RefSeq and is a predicted model, not a curated record.